Molecule: messenger RNA, 471 nt
Organism: Drosophila willistoni
Lineage: Eukaryota; Metazoa; Arthropoda; Insecta; Diptera; Drosophilidae
Exons: 5
Coding region: 1-435 (144 amino acids)
Source: RefSeq, a predicted model, not a curated record
AUGCUCGAAAAUGAUGAUGGCCUAUCGAUUGGUGAUCGAUAUGUUGCUGAUGGCGGGGUAUCCGCAUGCGAGCUAGAAAGGGAAAGCGACAUCCGCUGUUUUUUUGUAAACAAUAGGAAUUUGAGGAACAUUGCGAGAUUGUCAUCGGUGGAGUCUUCUGGCGAUGACAGUGUAAAACUGUUGAUACGAGGAUUGCUGGCGGCGUUGGCCAGAUUUUGUUGCUGGCGAAUUUUGCAGAACGGAUGGUUUUUCAUUUUAAAUGAUGUUGCUGCCAGACAGGUCAGUACCUGGCCACCAGUGUGGCCGCGUGUUGGUUUUUGGUACGUCCGGUGUAUAUAUAGGGGUUGCUGCUGUCGGCAAAUAAUUUUCCGGUGCAAGCGCAUUUAUUGGACCCAAUGGGGCAGCUGCCAGGCGAUGCAUGAGGGGCUGUUGUAGAUGAGAGACUGCAGCUGGCUUUUAGAUAAGUUUAUU